Amborella trichopoda is the source of this 942-nucleotide messenger RNA. The record is from RefSeq and is a predicted model, not a curated record. NCBI's taxonomy places the organism in Eukaryota, Viridiplantae, Streptophyta, Magnoliopsida, Amborellales, Amborellaceae.
ACACCACCCCACUAUAACCUUCCAAAAAAAAAAACCUAACCCCUAGACCAUUUGAAAAAAUAGGUCGGACCUGCCUUCCCCCCACUGAAUUCCCCCUAAAAAAAACCAUUUUCCUUCCUAAACCAAAAGCUUCUUUGGUCAUUUAUGCAGCUUAAAAGUGAGGAAACUGAAAUCCAUUUUCUUUGACAAUUGAGUAAUGGAGAAAGCAAAGGGUAUUUUGGAGGUAAGAAAGGAAGAAGAAGAAAGGGUAUCUAAUUUGUGCAUAGAGCCACACAGAGCAGGGGAAGAGCCCAGCUUCUAUGAGAGCUUUGCCAUCAAGGGCAUAACCGUCCAAGAAAUUAAGCCUGGUUAUGUCUCCUGCACCUUCACCGUACCUCCACGCCUCACUGAUAGUAGUGGGAAAUUAUCAAAUGGAGGCAUUGCUAACCUGAUAGAUGAGCUUGGUGGGGUAGCAGUCCAAGCUGAUGGUCGCCCUUUGAAGGUCUCUGUGGACAUGUCCAUUUCCUAUCUCUCUCCCGCUAAGGCCUACGAUGAAGUGGAGAUUGUGUCAAGGAUAUUGGGUCACAAAGGAGGCUAUUCAGGGACAGAGGUUAUCUUGAAAAACAGGAGGACUGGUGAAAUAAUCGCCCAAGGUCGACAUUCUUUGUUUGGGAGGCUUAAAGCCAAAAUUUAGGUCUCUCUCUCUCUCUCUCUCUCUCUCUCUCUCUCUCUCUCUCUCUCUCUCUCUCUCUCUCUCUCUCUCUCUGUGAACAAUAAAAACCGUGUUACCGAAGUUUUUGUUGUAGAAAGUGUACAAAUGCAGUAAAGGUGUUUGCUUUAGCAAGUAUACUCAGUUCAUGUUAGCGUAGCAAGAGCUUGGCAAUAUAUGUAAUGGAUACUAAGGAGAAUAUUUACUUGUAUUUUUCAUAUGUCCACCAAUGGAAUGAUGGUGUUAGAAUUUCA